UUGGCAGAAUUUGUUGAUGUCAAAUAACGUGCAACUUCUGAAACAGAAUCACAUCAUUCAGAAUAUUUUUGACUUCCGCCUCACUCAAAGUUUACGUGUUAAAUGGAGAUCUGAAGAAUUAUUGUGUACGGCACUGCAAUUUAUAUAUGUGAACAUGGAGUUGGAACUUGAAUUGGAAAAUGAAAAUAAGUCAACUGAGAUUCAAAAUGAUUUUUCAUUUACUCGCUUGAACCAGCCUACAACAACGAAAGGACCUUUCAGCUUUCUUCUCAUUGCCGCAUCUAUAACUGCAUCUGUAAGUGGACUUAUCUUUGGCUAUGAGCUUACAAACAUUUCGGGAGCUCUUCUGCAGUUGAACACCGACUUCAAUCUUACCUGUGUGCAACAAGAAAUACUCGUCAGUUCCGUCUUAAUUGGAGGAGUAAUAGGUUCCUUUGCUGGUGGAUACAUCAUUGAUCGAUGGGAAAGGAGGAUAGGAAUCAUUGUAACAUCUUUGUGUUUUAUAGUCGGCAAUAUCAUUAUGUCUUCCUCUUCUUCCUACAUGAUACUUGUACUGGGCCGCAUCAUCGUGGGAGUCGCUAUAACUUCAAGUGUAUUUUCAGCAUGUGUAUACCUGUCAGAGAUUGCACCACCUGAAAAAAGAGGCAUGGUGGUUUCUCUGAUUGAAUUCAUGAUUGUUAUUGGCGUUUUGUUCGCAUAUAUUAUUAAUUACAGUUUCUCAAGCUUUUCAGAAGGUUGGCGGUGGAUGUUUGCUAUUAAUCUCAUUCCAGCUGUGCUGCAAAUCAUUGGUAUGUUCUUUGUUCCACAAAGUCCUCGGUUUAUGAUUAGAAAAGGAUACGAUGAAAAGGCAAGUCUCAUCCUGCAGAAAAUUAGAUCAUAUUCCAAUGUUGACAAUGAACUGACAGCCAUCAAAUUGUCAUUGAGCAAUGAGAGCAAUUAUACAUAUUGUGAUGUAUUUCGGGCAAAGAACAACAUGAGACUACGAGUGGGAAUAGGAUUUGGUCUCGUUUUUUUCUUGCAAGCUUCAGGCCAACCAAAUGUUUUAUAUUAUGCAUCGACUAUCUUAAGAUCAGUUGGCUUUGCAAGUAACACAACAGCGACAUUAGCCUCAGUUAGUGUGGGGGUGGUAAAAGUGCUUGGCACACCUUUAGCAAUGCUACUUUUGGACCGAGUAGGACGCAAAAUAUUUCUUUACAUUGGAAGUGCUACUAUGAUUGUAAUGUUGACCAUUCUGGCAGUGGUGGUCCAUAAAAUUCCAGUGCAAUUCACAGAUGUCUGCAAGUACCCCAAUCAUACUGAUCACUGGCAAGAUAAUGUCACAUCUACAAUACCUGGUUAUAAUUCAACAAUGGUCAGAACAUUUGCCGAGCAAGUUACUUCACUGGAAAAUGGAAGCGAUUCAAUCGCAAAUCAAAGCAAUAUGGGAAAUACAACAAUGCCAUAUCAAUCCUCCUCUCCAUUCACAGGAAGUUCGAAGAAGAAUGGAGAUGGGAAGGAACAAGUAUCUCCUUUGCUGAAAUGGCUGUCCCUUGCUUGCUUACUUUUAUAUGUUGCUGCUUUUUCCAUAAGUUUUGGACCAGUGGUAUGGGUGCUGCUGAGUGAAAUAUUUCCAAUAGGGAUAAAAGGCAGAGCUACAUCAUUCAUAGGAUUCUUGAACUGGGCAUUCAAUUUGCUCAUUGCUUUAACCUUUCUCUCUGUAACAGAAUCUAUAGGCCUGAUGUGGACGCUUCUGAUGUAUGCAAUUCUGAGUUUCGCUGGACUGAUCUUUAUCUUUUUCUUUAUACCUGAGACUAAAAAUCAAACACUUGAGGAAAUAUCUGAGCAACUGAGCCAAGGGUACAAUAUAACUGGAGCUUGCUGUACUAUGGAAGGCGUAAAGAAGCUGAUCCCUGAACGACUUCGGAAACGCAAACAUGGUGAGAACUCCAUCUGGGCUAUUGAUAUUGAAUACCACACAGAUGGCUUGGAAAAUUAUUUUGGUGAUGGUUCUCUGUGACACACAGUUCAAAAAUAUUUUUUGGAAGUGAUCGUGCACUGCUCUUCUAUCUGUUUGGUUUUCAUUCAUAACUGCAACAGAAUUCUCACUUUUCCAGAAGUAAUAGUCUCCAGAUAUUGGUGAUGGAGAACCAGGAACAGGCACAGGCUAUUCAGACCUUCAAGCUUGCUCCACCAUUCAAUAUAAUUGUGGCCAUUCAUCCAAAUUCGAUACCCUCUUCCAGCUUUCUCCCUAUAUCCCUUAAUCCCACAAAAAUCUCGUUAUUGAUUAUAUUUAAUGAUUCGACUUCAAUUACCUUUCAUGGUGAAGUUUCUUUGGGAGAAAAAUUCUCUCAUCUCUAUCUUAAGUGGCUUUCCCCAUAUUACUCAAUAAUUUUGAAAUUGUCUGUGAUGUAGGAAAGAAGGCACCUAAUUAGCACCAAUGUGUAACAGCCAGCAACCAUAUAAAAGAUACUGCAUUCAGUUUUACUAUAACUAGUGGAAAUUUUGCAUGUUCCUCUCUUUAACAAACAAUGAUUAAAAUCUUUACAGUACAGCAGAAGAUGAUGCUGUAAAAGAUGUUACUUCAGAGACCCUGCCACUGCAUUGUUUUUCCAGUUGGUAGAUGAUAUUUGUUGAUAUUAAUUGUAUUAUGUAUCUAUAAACAAAUGAGCAAUAGCAUGCUCAAAAUCUCCAAGCCAAACUAUAAGAACCAGAAUCAGAUUUAAUAUCACCGGCAUAUGUCAUGAAAUUUGUUAACUUUAUGACAGCAGUACAAUGAAAUACAUGAUAAAUAAAUACUGGAAAAAUCCCUAAGGUACUUUAAGUAUAUAUAUGUCUAUUAAAUAUUUAUGUUAAAAUAUGUAGUGCAAACUAACAGAAAUAAAAUGGUAGAGAGGUAGUGUUCAUGGAUUCAAUGUCCAUUUAGGAAUCGGAUGGCAGAGGGUAAGAAGCUGUUCCUGAAACACCAAGUGUGUGCCUCCUACCUGACUGUAACAAUGAGAAGAGGGCGUGUCCUGGGAGGUGGGGAUCCGUAAUGAUCUAUUGAUCCGGUGGGGAUUUAUCGACUUGGCCAGAGUUCCUACCCAUCUCUUUAGUGCACUUGAUCUCUGGUAGGUUCAUGCUUCACUUAUAGCUCAGUCCAGGUACAUUUUGGAAAGGGCCAGAGAGUUUGAUAGAACGUAACCUGUUGAAUCGAUGAUGUGCUCCACUAUAGUGCAAGUAUGCCUCCUUGUGUAGCAGAAAUAGCCUGUAACAAGGACACUGCUCUAAUGGCUUACCAGAACCAUGCCCUGGUUAUUAUUUUCCGUGUAUUAUUGAUGGGAAUACUCUUUCAGCUGAGAUGAGUAUACCAUUUUCCUUGAAUACUAUCUGCAUUAGUGCAGGUUUCACUAGCUCAGUUACUGUACACGAGGCUCUUUAAAUGUGCUGGAAAGUGUUCAACUUGUUUGCUAUCUUUCACCACUGGCAUUUGAACAAUAAAGACCCACCACCCCCAAGCUCCCUACAUAUCCCCUGGCAUUAUGGAGAAAUGGCAGGUCGGUGGAACUGAGUCAUCACCUAUGACGUUAUUGAAUAGUGGGGCUGGCUUAACAGGCCAGAUAAUUUACUCCUCCCCCUGUAUCGUAUGUUCUUAUGUUAUGCCUUGGUGAGUAUCAUUUAUAGUACACACUGCUGUGACCUUUUCCAACUGGGUGACUUCAAUCAGAUCGAUACCCAAUAAUCCCUUGUUUUUCCAUAGUCUCACUUAUUUGAAUCACAAAUCAGUAUAAAGACAUUCAAUAAUGAGAAUUUCCAAAGUUAAACAUGAUAUGUUAUGCUUUAUUGAUAAACCAGAUUCAGAUUCACUUCUUUAUAACAGCACAACUUGAUGAUGUGCUGGGGUCAGCUCGCAAGUGUCGUCACACAUUCUGGGGCCACUUCAGCAUGCCCACAAAGCUCGGCAGAACAAUACAGAACACAACAAGUAACAAAAUACCAUCCGCAAAACAAGCCCCUUUCCUCCCUACCACGCACCCACCCACACACACCAUCCUCCAGCCCCAGGACAGGACACUGGGCCUCCAGCGGACUCGUGGACAACUGGCCUCCAACCUUUUCAGUGGACUUCGACUUACAGAUUUCCGAUCAACCUCCUGGCUUUGAUCUUCAGUACUGACCCCAGGAGUAGCUGAUGAUGGGACCCUGAACUCCACACCAUGAACACUGGGCUCACUGACUUACUUACCUAGAGACACACCAGCUCUUGUGCCCCUGCUCGCAUAGACAUCUGAUCCUGGGAUCUACCCAACCUGGGGACUCGCUAACCUGGUGGGCCGUGGGCCAUGAGCCAUGAGCCCUCAGCCUCACGAGUUCUUAUUCACAGCACUUGCCAGCCCAACAUGCAUGGAUGUCCUUCAUUACAAGUCCAUAUCACUGGCCUUCAAGCAUGGAGCAAUGGACUAGACACCAAAUGCCGUUCAUCCCAGCGGACCAUCAAAUUAAUCAAAAUAUUUUUGUAAGUAACCUGUCAAAUUUUCUCUUAAUAAACGAAAUGUGUUCUAACAAAGCAAAAACAACUUUCACCGUGGGUGAAUUUACUUUAUUGAAUUAUUUUGUACCAUUUUACCUCAAUUGACUCUGCUUCAACAAGUGAUGUGGCCAGCCACAUCACUACAUUCUGAGCAUGUGCUAUCCUUCACUACCAAGUACUUCUACAGACACGCGGAUUCAUGAUUCUUGUUUUUUUUCAAGAAGGACUUUCAAACAAAUUGGAGAAUGAAUUAUCAAAAGAUACAUUUUUGGAAUGAUUCACUUUAAACUUCAACUUUUCUGUUGUGGAGUGCCAAGUGAGAGUGGGCCUGUGAUUAACAGCAGCUGUGGUUUAUUUGCUUUCCUUUUGGCAGUGAAGAGAGUUUAUCUUUUUCACCAGUCAAAGGUUCGAAAUUCAAUCACUGUGCCUUUUCCAUUUUUCGGUUAAGUGAAAGAAAGGAAGGUUUUCAUUUAAACAGUAUGUUUGAUGCUCUGGAAACACUUGAUACUACAGUUCAGCCAAAAAAUACUUUUAAAGUUUGAUUUUGCUGGCAAACAGAAUGCCCAGUUUGCACAAAGGAUUGGAACAAUUAGCUACUUAUCUGAUAUUUUUGGUGUUUGUUGAGAAGGACAUGCUGGUUUCAGCAUCAUACAACUUCCUCUCAUUUGAGUUUAAGUCUUUACUCUCACAUUCUUUGUGUUCAUGUGAACUGGCAGAUUGUUAGGAGCCUUCCAAAGUCUCAUCAAAGGGCAACAGCAAUGACAACGCAGCCCUCUCAGGGUGAGUGCUGUAUUGUAUUUAAAUAUGACCUCAAACCUUGAAGCAUGAUUUUGACCUUCAAAUUCCGGCUCAACGAUGAAAAUAAUGGUGUUGAUUCCAGAGGAACUUUUAAAUUAAAAAUACUCAAGUCUUCAUAAACUAUUAAGCAUGUCAUGAAUUUAUUUAUUUUCUUGAGAAUUUAUUCUCUUUAAAUGCUGCUCAAGUAUUGAAACUGCUCUAAUUGCUUUGAGGCCAAAAGGGCUUUCAAUGGGGAAAGAGAUGGUGAAUGUGAUUAUGUUGCACAUAGGAGGCUACACAUGGGUUAGGGUGAAACAAUGCCCUGGAAGAAAUGUCCCAUUCUCCAGUCCACUCCUUCCUCCAUAAUGCUCCCCACAACUCUGUAUCAAGAAAGCACUGUAAUCCUCAAUUAUGCAAUAUCCAAUCCUAUCAAGUACCAAAGAAAUAAGGUAAUAGAUUAUAAAGAUGAAAAGGAACUUAAUUGCAAUUUAGAAUUUGCUGGUUUAAGCUGAUGACUGUGUAACAAGUUUCUUCACCCUGGUUCUGGCAAAUAUAUUGUUUAUUGUCCCUCUACAUUUCUCAUCAUCUAUGUCAAUAUGUCCUUCAUGAAGUAUCUCAUUUUCCUAUCUGACCACGAACUGAACUUUGAGGAUCAUAAGAAUGUUACCUACGAGGGUGUCUACCUAUUCAACAUUGCCCAAUUCCAGAAUUUUUCCUUAAGUUUGAUGAGAUAUUUGAGAUAUAUCUACCGUAGUAAGAGUUAUGGUCCGGGUGCAGGACAAUUGGACUAGGCAGAUUAAUGGUUCAGCAUUGACUAGAUGGGCCAAAGGGCCUGUUUCUGUGCUGUAUUUUUCUAUAACUCUUCUGUAGUCUAUCUUGGAAUGAUCUGCUGAAAUUUUUUUACAAGGUGUGCAUGCAGAUCUGCAGAUGCUUAUCUUAGAGGGCAAUGCCUAUCAGGAAGAUGAAACCAAAGAAUAUCUUUUACCAUUUAUGUUUAGAAAUUGCACAUCUUUUGUAAUCUUUUAUUAAAUAGUAUUUAGGAUGUGCUAGCAUUCAAAUGGUCAGCAAACAAAAAUAUUUUGAUUAGAUGAGAAUUUCAGCCUUUUAAAUUUUAUUUUGGUAAAAUAUGGUACUAUUUGUAGUUUGGUUCCUGCCUCAUCUUUUCUGAAGUUUGGGGAAGGCAGGAGAAUGGGGAUGA
Molecule: messenger RNA, 6461 nt
Organism: Mobula hypostoma (lesser devil ray)
Lineage: Eukaryota; Metazoa; Chordata; Chondrichthyes; Myliobatiformes; Myliobatidae
Gene: slc2a12
Product: solute carrier family 2 member 12
Exons: 6
Coding region: 17-1996 (659 amino acids)
Biological process (GO): D-glucose transmembrane transport; circulatory system development
Cellular component (GO): membrane
Molecular function (GO): symporter activity
Source: RefSeq, a predicted model, not a curated record